Aspergillus calidoustus is the source of this 1332-nucleotide messenger RNA. NCBI's taxonomy places the organism in Eukaryota, Fungi, Ascomycota, Eurotiomycetes, Eurotiales, Aspergillaceae. The record is from the annotation of a GenBank genome assembly.
AUGGCGAGGACACCACCGCCGUCUUUCCUACGGAUUCCUCCCACCCCACGACAUGGCACUGGAUAUGACCAAUACGAACCGUACUCUACGCGUCAUUCUGCCCGCCUGGCUAGCCAACAAACAUCUGCUGAGUCUCGCACCACCCCUCCAGCUUCAUUCCCGAUCUCUCAAGCACGAGGCGCUUCGAGAAGCGUCAAACACAGAACCGCUGAAUCAGAAACCCUCUCACCUCCUGGAUCACCCAACAGCAGUACUCCCCGGAAGAAGGUGUCGGGCCGGGGCCGUGUUGCAACACAAUCCCUGGACACUCAGGAUCCAUUCAAGGCUACCAAAUCUUCUCACUCCAAUACGUCUUCUCUCUUCAGAUCUACAAUGACAGACGGGAUGCUUCCCACACCAGCAAAAACACCACGAAAAAAACCUGUCGACAAUGUUGACUCUACCGCUAGAGUGCUUUUUCCUCCCCUGUCUGGCCAGAAGAAGAAGAGAAAGCAAACAGGCUUCUCUCUGGAUAGUUUCACCGAAGACCCCUCUCAGGGCGAGUCAAUACAAAUAUACACCGACUCUCGCGAUCGAAUCCCUGAAGUCGAUGAGAGCGAAGCGAAUCCAUUCUACAACAAGCCAUCUGCCAAUACAAGUGCUCGCUCGUGCAGGCGCAAGACGAGAAGCCGUGAUAAGGAAGUCGACGAGGCUCUCAAUCGCGACGAUGGCAUGGUCUAUGUCUUCCGAGGCAAGAAAAUGUUCCGCAAGUUCAGUGAUGAUGUUGGAAGUGAUAUGGAGGACAAUAAUGACGACCUUGGCUUGCUAGCUUCUCGCCCAGACUUGAUGGAUUCGUCGCUCCUGGAGAACACUCGGCCACUAACUCGCUCUUCCAUCAAGCCUCGUGUGCUUUUUGCCAGUGCAAAUGAUCGGUUGACCAAUGAAAAUCAAAUCGACGAUGCGGACGAAGAAGCGACCACCGACAUCGAGGAUCACAUCCUGGAAGAGGCCGGUACGGUAGCAGAUGUCCAACAUUCUGCGAACAUCCACUCGCAACAGCGACCAGUCACCCCGCCCCCUACUUCGGUUGCAACGCCUCCAUCUCCUGGUGGUUCAGCACGCUCCUUACGAUCACGAGCUAAGCGGGAGGGCCUGGAACAUGGGCAAACCCCCACAGCAUCGGAGGCCAAGAAGAAACGCAUCAGUCCUUUCGACGGCUGGCUGCGAAAGAAACAGACUCCUCCCGCCAUCGGCUCCAAGGCUAAGAAGCGGGACGCGGAAACCGCUGGCAGCCCCGGUGGCCCAGCCUCGAAACGGACCCGUGGAAAUAGGACUACUGUCUCUUCGUCGUGA